UUGCACGCAGCCCACCACCUGGACCGCAGUCAACUCUACCUCGGCUACAUCACCGGUGACGUCCGGGCCGGCGACUACCACCGGGCCGCCCGCGCCAUUCACCGCGCGGCCAGCCAUGUCGCCACCGCCGCCGUCCACACCCACCAGGACAGCUACAGCUGGCGCCGUAUGACCACCGUGCUGGGCGGCUUCGUGCGCGGCUGCCAGAUCGACUAUCGACACCUGCGCACCUUCCGGGAGGUGUACCGCCUGCCCGCGACGCUUGCCGAGGCCAACGGCGAUGAAACCGCCAUCCGCGCCCUGUUGCGCCGCGCACGCCGUCGCGUCGAGCGUCUGCGUCGGGCCGUGGCGCUGGCCAUCGCCCUGGAUCCCAACCCGCUCAGCCUCGCGGACGUCCGGGCCCUCCGGGCAGCCGGCAAGCUCCCCUCCCGGCGCGAGCCUCAGCCCCCACCCAUGACCACCAUGGGCCAGUACCGUCGCGCCCUCGGCCUCCACGUCCCCAGCGGAACCGAGGACCACCCCAUCCACUCCCCUUGCUGCCCCAUCCGUUGA
Molecule: messenger RNA, 552 nt
Organism: Geodia barretti
Lineage: Eukaryota; Metazoa; Porifera; Demospongiae; Tetractinellida; Geodiidae
Source: the annotation of a GenBank genome assembly